Molecule: messenger RNA, 4056 nt
Organism: Artibeus jamaicensis (Jamaican fruit-eating bat)
Lineage: Eukaryota; Metazoa; Chordata; Mammalia; Chiroptera; Phyllostomidae
Gene: PYROXD2
Product: pyridine nucleotide-disulphide oxidoreductase domain 2
Exons: 16
Coding region: 1800-3626 (608 amino acids)
Molecular function (GO): oxidoreductase activity
Source: RefSeq, a predicted model, not a curated record
GUCCGUGUCCUCCAGCCGUGGGUCCCAGGUGACCCUGGUGUGCCCGGGAUUGAGAUCCACUGCCCAAGGGGUGCAGCCUCCAACCCAGGAGCCCCCACCUCCGGAGACACAGGACAGGCCGUUGGAGCUCUGGGCCUGGGGGGCGGCACAGUGGGCUCAGUCUUGACUGCAGACAGCGCCCGGGCCUUCUGUGUCCACGGUCUGCAGCCAAGACUCAGGCCAGUAAGGCUGUUCUUUCCCAUUAAGGGAACACACUGGUGCGGGGACAGAAGUACUGAAGGAACUAGGACCUCACCUCAGGCCCAGAAGGUGACGGUGAGGGACAGUCACCUGAGGGAACGGGACUGCACUCCUUACUGUGACGUGAUGGACAGAAAUGCAAACCGUCGAUUGUGGCAAAUACAGAAGAGCACAAAGGGGAAACUAAGUCUGGAAGCCCCCUGCCCCCACUGUUUAGGGCCCCCACUUUUGUCCCCUUAAAUUUUAGCAGCUGCAUGGGGCACAUUCUCAGUUUAAUUUUCAAAAUUCUAGUAACACCAGGGGAACGUCCUGAGUGGGGUUUCAGCAGUGGGGGUGACGGUUCCACGGUGUGUGGAAGGGGGUUCAGGAGGAGAAGGUCCUUGGGGCGCCCUUACUCAGAAGCACUUUUUCUGCAUACUGUCCCAGUGUGUAGGUGAGCUUCUAACAGCAGGUUUCUAGAACAUGUCAGAGCAGCGUGGACACACCCAGCUCCCCGGGCCCUUUGCUCCUUCAGGGGAGUGGCCUGCCAGCGAAGGGGCCAAGGACAAAGGCGCUCUUUAUUCAAGGCAGGCCAGGGGGUAAGGAGGCACCUUAGCUUAAGAUAUUUACAGAGGUGAUCUUUAAUCCCUGAGGAUUCCUGGGAAAGGUGCCAGGAGACAGAAGUAACCAGGCCGUCAAGAGAAAAAUGUAGCCCUGACUGGUGUGGCUCAGUGGGUAGGACAUCGUGCCCACAACCCUAAAGGCCUCCGGUUCAGUUCCUGGUCAGGGCACAUGCCUGGGUUGUAGGCCGGGUCCCCAGCUGGGGGUGUGCAACAGGAAAUUGAUGGAUGUUUCUUUCCGUCUCUCCCUCCCCUCCCCUCUCUCUGAAAAUAAAUUAAAACCUUUUUUUGAAAAAAAAGGUGAACCCCAGGAACUUCAGGUAACUGAACUGGACCCCGGCCCCUCAGGCCCCUGCAGCAGCCUGUUGAGCUCACGGAGGUUAAGCAUUUGGGGGAGACAACGUGCUGUUCUCUAGGGCCCAGCGACAGACGUGGCCCUUCCCCGAGUUCUGCUGAGGCCCUGGGCUCCCCGAGGGGUCCCCUGCCCUACGUGCCAGCAGCACAGGGGGUGGGAGCGGAGUUGGACUCGAGUCUCAGAUUUCCCCUCAGCACCCCCCAGACACUUAAUUCCUUCAUGAAAAGCAGGACAGCACCGUGAACACUCAGGCCACACAUGCUCCUCUGAGCCUCGGUGCCCCCAUCUGUACAAUGGGAGUCCCGGGGCCCGCACAGCGCCUGGCACACGUGAGCCCUCGAGAGCCAUCAGCACAGAGGUUACUCUCCGGACGCCUGGAGGCGGCACCGCUCCUGCCGGCACCACAGGCCACCUCCCACAACUCCGUCCGGUGUGGACUCGGGGGCAUGCGCAGCUCGGCCUCCUCCGUUUACCCGUGGCCCAGGGCCCAGAACGGCCGUGGACUGCAGCUCCUCCCCUUGUCCUGCGCUGGCCCUGCUCCUCCCCCUGCCUGAGGAGGACAAACUCUGAUUGCAAGCAAAUUCCUGGUCCAGUUCUGGGCAGAAAUGGCUGCAAGUGGCCGAGGCCUCAGCAGGGCCCCGAGAGCCUCUUUCUGCGUGGCUGGGAGGCAAGCUCACUGGGAAGCCAAGGCCUGCCUGAGGCCCGAGUACGACGCGGUGGUGAUAGGAGCAGGUCACAACGGGCUGGUGGCGGCGGCCUACCUGCAGAGACUGGGGGUGAAGACGGCCGUCUUUGAGAGGCGCCAUGUGAUCGGGGGCGCGGCUGUCACGGAGGAGAUCGUGCCAGGGUUCAAGUUCUCUCGAGCAUCCUACCUGCUCAGCCUGCUGAGGCCACGAAUUUACACUGACCUGGAGCUGAAGAAACAUGGGCUGAAGCUGCACCUUCGGGACCCCUACUCCUUCACCCCCCUGCUGGAAGAAGGCGCAGGGGGCAAGUUGCCCAGGUCCCUACUUCUGGGCAACGACAUGGCGGAAAACCAGAAGCAGAUCGCCCGGUUCUCACAGAAGGAUGCACAGGCUUUUCCCCAGUAUGAGGACUUCAUCAAUCGCUUGGCAUUAGCCAUUGACCCUCUGCUGGACGCAGCCCCUGUGGACAUGGAGGCCUUCUGGCAGGGCUCCCUGCUGCAGAGGCUCAAGUCACUGACCACCCUCACACCCCUGCUGCAGGCAGGCCAAGGAGCAGGUGAUAUUGCAGAUCAGAGCGCGUCCUUCUUGCCUGUCUCAGUUUGGUUUCAUGGGUUUCCUCUUCCAGGCCGCAUCCUGGGAGCCCGGCUGCCCCAGUACUACCAGGUGCUCACAGCUCCAAUGACCAAGGUGCUGAACCAGUGGUUUGAGUCCGAGCCUCUGAAAGCCAGUCUAGCAACAAACGCUGUCAUCGGGGCCAUGACAAGUCCCCACACUCCGGGGAGUGGGUAUGUGCUGCUGCAUCACAUGAUGGGGGGCCUGGAGGGGAUGCAGGGGGCCUGGGGCUACGUCCAGGGUGGCAUGGGUGCCCUCUCUGAUGCCAUUGCCAGCUCGGCCGCUGCACAUGGAGCAAGUAUCUUCACCGAAAAGCCGGUGGCGAAGGUGCAGGUGAGCAGUGGAGGAGGCAUUCAAGGAGUUGUACUGCAAGACGGCUCAGAGGUGAGGAGCAAGGUGGUGCUGUCCAGUGCUUCGCCGCAGAUCACCUUCCUGCAGCUGACACCACAGGAGUGGCUUCCUAAAGAGUUCGUGGAGAGAAUCUCUCAGCUGGACACCCAGUCACCUGUUACCAAGAUCAACGUGGCUGUCAACAGGCUGCCUGACUUCCUGGCAGCCCCCAGUGCUCCCGGGGGCCAGCCGCUGCCCCAUCACCAGUGCUCCAUCCACCUGAACUGUGAAAACACCCACCUGCUCCAUCAGGCCUUUGAGGAUGCAGUGGAUGGCCGGCCCUCCCACAGGCCGAUGAUUGAGCUCUGCAUACCGUCCUCGCUGGACCCCACCCUGGCUCCCCCCAGCUGCCACGUCCUCUCCCUCUUCACUCAGUACACGCCCUACACCCUGGCUGGAGGCAAAGUCUGGGACGAGCAGGAGAGAAAUGCUUAUGCAGACAAAGUGUUCGACUGUGUCGAGGCCUACGCCCCUGGCUUCAAGGGCUCCGUGGUGGGCAGAGACGUCCUCACGCCACCUGAUCUGGAGAGAAUCUUUGGGCUUCCUGGAGGGAACAUAUUCCACGGCGCCAUGACGCUGGACCAGCUCUACUUCGCCCGCCCCCUGCCCCUGCAUGCCAACUACCGCUGCCCUCUCCGCGGCCUGUACCUCUGCGGAAGCGGGGCCCAUCCUGGAGGAGGUGUCAUGGGAGCUGCUGGACGCAAUGCAGCCCAUGUCGUCUUUGGGGACCUCAAGAGCAUGUGACCCUGAGUCAGGAAGAAGAAUCCACCCUGGAGCUUUUAAGUCCGCAUUGGGUCCUCUUCCCAGGCUGUGGCCUGAGGGAGACUAGUCCUCAAGGCUAAAGCGACUAUUUUAGAAAAAACAUUCAAGUUGCAUUUGGUACUGAUUAACCUUGUAGCCAUGCCUUCAUGAAUGAAUUACUUUCGUUUUUAUUAAAAAUAAUGUUUUAGACCUGGCUGGUAUGGCUCAGUGGACUGAGUGCCAGCCUGUGAACCAAAGGGUCCCCCGGUUAGAUUCCCAGUCAGGGCACAGGCCUGGGUUAUGGGCCAGGUCCCCAGUAGGGGGCGCCUGAAAGGCAACCACACAUUGAUGUUUCUCCCUUUCUCUCACCCCCCCUCUAAAAAUAAAUAAUCUUUUUAAAAAUUUUAAACUAAAAAAUAAAAAUAUUUUAUAG